Molecule: messenger RNA, 786 nt
Organism: Rotaria socialis
Lineage: Eukaryota; Metazoa; Rotifera; Eurotatoria; Philodinida; Philodinidae
Source: the annotation of a GenBank genome assembly
AUGGCUAAAUUAUUAUCUCAGCAAAUUCCAAAUCGACCUCAACAAGAUGUAUCUUCCCGAGUGCAAAAUUCGGCACGACGUGAUCUAUUUUUAACAUCAAAAAAUGGAACUAAUCAAUCUGAUGCAUCACUAUCACAACAACACUAUCCAUCAUAUAAAGUGCCCAGUCGAUCUUCAUCUCAUCAUCAAGAUUCAUAUGAUAACAAUGAUCAUGAAUGGAAUAUUGAUGAUGAUAUUCAACCAUUAAAUAUAACCGAUAAUGAGACACUCGAUGAACGUCCAUCUAAUCGUAUGUCGCAUGAUGAUGAAUCUGAAGAUUCAUAUAUAACUGCAUUUCAUCAAUUAAUUCAAAAUCAUCAACAACAACAACAAAUGAUGGUACAGCAAGAACAAGAAAAUAUGCUAUCAACUAUAUUUGAAGCAUCAUGUGAAGAAGCAACACCGAUGACAUCGCUUCUUGAUGUACAUCAGCAACGUACACAGAUAUCUCCUCAAUUGCCAUUGAAUCCUAUUAGUAAAAAUAAUCAUAUGACUCAUAAUAAUCAAGACGAUGAAGAAGAACAAGAGAACGAACAGGGGGAAGACGACGACGACGACGACGACGAUGAUGAUGAUGAUGAUGAUGACGACAUCAGACAGGCGGAAAAAACAUAUCGUUAUACAGCUCCACCCGUUACUUCAAUUGAUGACAUACCUGUUUCAACAAGAUUUAGCAAAAAUGAAAAUUUAAAAUAUAGUGAAUAUAUCCUUGAAAAACUUCAAACAGAGGUAAACAAACAUUCGUAA